UCUGUUACGGGUAGUUACGGAAUUGACCAGAAACACAGUCACUUUAGGCUUUUAUUUUGAAGGGCUUUUACUUUACUUUUGUUUUUUAAACCCAUUUUUGCAAUAAUUCAAACUUUUUUUGACCUAACGUCCUCUCUUCCUAUUUCUGUCGUCCUAAUAACGCUGUUAAUGUAGGCCUGCUGUGUUUCUCAUCUCCAUUCAGCCAUCUCGGUCUCAGCGCUCAGUAAGGUGGCUUUAUGUUACUCUACACAUGGAGACUUAGAGGAUGACCCAACGGGUGUUUUACUAGAAUAAACCUGGCAGGAGACGAGCUGAUCGGUGUAAUGAAGGACCGACUGGCUGAGCUGACUGCUGGUAGGACACGAGCAGAGGAGGAUGUUGCUGUCGCAGUGGACAGAGAUGGCUUCAUGGAGAGCUUUUUCAGAAGGGUGGAAGAAGUCAGAGGACUCAUUGAUAAGAUCGCCUACCAAGUGGAGGAGGUGAGGAAGAUGCACAGCAUGAUUCUGUCUGCACCCAACCCAGAUGACAGGACAAAGGAACAACUGGAUGCGCUGACCAACGAUAUCAAAGGGAAUGCCAACGUAGUGCGAACAAAGUUAAAAUCCAUGGAGCAAAGUAUGCCCAAAGAUGAUGUGGCUAACAGAGCAUCUGUUGACUUCAGGAUCCAGAAAACACAGCACACGGUACUGUCCAGGAAGUUUGUGGAGGUCAUGACCCAGUACAAUGAGACUCAAGUGUCCUUUCGGGAAAGAAGCAAAGGAAGGAUCCAGAGACAGCUAGAGAUAAUCCCUGCGGCCAGCAUUAAUGAGAGGCUCUCCACACUGCAGACGGAAGAGCCUGAUACUGGAGACGCCUCGUUGUGUUUGCGUCGCCCGGGAAACGGGCAGAGGGCUCAAUGGCCUGUCUGGAAGAAAGUGACUACAAAUGAAGAAUUAGAGGGCAUGUUUCCAGAAAGUGGAAAUCCAUCUAUCUUCACAUCUGAUAUAAUUUCUGAUUCCCAGAUCACACGACAGGCCUUAAACGAGAUAGAGUCUCGUCACCAGGACAUCAUGCGGCUGGAGUCGAGGGCAUCAGAGAGCCCAAAUGCGAUGUUCAUGGACAUGGCAAUGCUGGUAGAAACUCAGGUAACAGCUAAAGUGGGGAUAAUGGUUAACAACGAUGAAAAGAAUGUUUCCAAUGCAGCAGAAUACAUUUGCAGUGCAAAGGAAGAGACCAAAAAAAAAAAAGCAGUGCGAUACCAGAAAAAAUCCCAGGAGAAAUACAUUAUCCUUGCCUUUGCACUGUUGAUCCUGCUUGCUGUCAUUGCACUAAUUGUUGGCCUGUCUGUCGGACUAAACCAAACCUCCUGUAUGAGAACUGCUAAACUUCUGUGCCUUGCCAUGUGUGGGGUCGCAGGUUUACUCCUUUUGCUCAUCAUAAUAGUUGAGUCUUUGAGUGAUGGAUUUAAUGAGUCGCGCCCUCACGGGAGUCAGCUACUGUAG
Messenger RNA from Plectropomus leopardus (leopard coralgrouper), 1481 nucleotides. The record is from RefSeq and is a predicted model, not a curated record. Lineage: Eukaryota; Metazoa; Chordata; Actinopteri; Perciformes; Serranidae.